AUGUGUGCCAUGAAAAUAACAGGCGUCUUUGUGCUCCUUACCCUGGCAGUUCUCUGUUUAGCAAAUGCUGACAGAGAGAAUGAGGUAGACUGCAAUGAAUACAAGAGUUUAGAGAGAGGAAGACCUAUUUACUGCGAAAGACUCUAUCAACCAUUUUGCGGCUCUGAUGGAAAAACAUAUAACAACAAAUGUUCUUUCUGCAAAGCAGUCCUGAGAAGUAGAGGUGCCUUGCAUAUGAAGCAAGCAGGAGCAUGCUGA
This is a messenger RNA of Cariama cristata (Red-legged seriema), 258 nucleotides long. RefSeq names its product ovomucoid-like. Gene Ontology annotation, molecular function: protein binding; serine-type endopeptidase inhibitor activity. The transcript is spliced from 4 exons. Bases 1 to 258 code for a protein of 85 amino acids. NCBI's taxonomy places the organism in Eukaryota, Metazoa, Chordata, Aves, Cariamiformes, Cariamidae. The record is from RefSeq and is a predicted model, not a curated record.